AUGAAUCCCAUUUCAAGCCUCGUCUUUGUGCUUCUUUUGACUGUCUUUCCAACCCUAAUUCUUUGCCAAACCCCCUUGAUUGAACAAGCUUGUAAUUACACCACUUACAAGAUUCUGUGCCAUCAAACUCUUGGACCGGACUCUGAGGCCCUUUCAGCUACAGAUCUCAAGACUUUAGCCAAAGUUUCAUUAAAACAUACAGAGAAUCAAGCUACCGAUAUAGAUAACAAAAUCAUCCAACUGAUAAAUUCAGCAACGGGGGAUUUGAAGUCAGUCCUAAGCAAUUGCUCGGAUAAAUAUUUAACUGUAGUUGAGAAAAUUCAGGCCGCGGAAACUUCCUUCGCAUAUGGCGACGUUGGUGGUGCUACAACCUGGCUGAAAGAUGCCACGAGCAAUAGAAACAUGUGUGACGAAGGUUUCAAGGGUAAACCCUUCAAGUCUCCAAUAUCUGACUUGACUAACAAACUUGGCAUGAUGCAAAACAAUGCGGAAUCCAUUAUCGCUCACAUCUAA
Molecule: messenger RNA, 513 nt
Organism: Quercus robur (English oak)
Lineage: Eukaryota; Viridiplantae; Streptophyta; Magnoliopsida; Fagales; Fagaceae
Product: pectinesterase inhibitor 4-like
Exons: 1
Coding region: 1-513 (170 amino acids)
Molecular function (GO): enzyme inhibitor activity
Source: RefSeq, a predicted model, not a curated record